Molecule: messenger RNA, 6154 nt
Organism: Cololabis saira (Pacific saury)
Lineage: Eukaryota; Metazoa; Chordata; Actinopteri; Beloniformes; Belonidae
Gene: itga5
Product: integrin, alpha 5 (fibronectin receptor, alpha polypeptide)
Exons: 30
Coding region: 226-3405 (1059 amino acids)
Biological process (GO): cell adhesion mediated by integrin; integrin-mediated signaling pathway; cell-cell adhesion
Cellular component (GO): integrin complex; external side of plasma membrane
Molecular function (GO): integrin binding
Source: RefSeq, a predicted model, not a curated record
GAGGUGAGUGGAGUAGGCGUGAGUCUGCAGAGGGAAGCGAGGACGCAGCAGAGGCGCAUUGAUGAGAGUCUGGCCGCUUAGGCUCACAGGGAUGCAGUUGUAGUUACACCGCUUUGCUUUGUUUCUCAGGAGCCAUCAGCGGACUGGGAAGUUCGAAUUAUUGGACUGUCUCGCCAAAAAAAAAAAGAAACUUUAGUGGAUUUUUUUUUCCUUCUCCUCCAAAAAAUGGGUUUGGAAGGAUUUUGCGCACGGACGCCGGGGACCGAAUCCUUCUUCAGCCGCUCUUUCCUUUGUAUUCUCGGGGUCUUGGUCAGUGUUUGUCCGCCCGUGAGUGAGGGUUUCAACCUGGACACGGAGAACCCGGCUGUUUACAGCGGACCUAACGGGAGCUACUUCGGAUACGCGGUGGACUUUUAUUUGUCCGACUCUGCCAGUGCCAGUGUGGUGAUCGGUGCCCCCAAGGCCAACACGAGCCAGGUCAACAUCACAGAGGGAGGGUCGGUCUUCUACUGUCCCUGGAGCCUCGGACAGUCAGACUGUCACGCCAUUGAGUUCGAUGCAGAUGGGGAUCGCAUUGUCCUCCUCAAUGAUACAGAACAUCAGGCCGAUUUCAAGUCCCACCAGUGGUUCGGCGCUACUGUCCGCUCUCACGGCGACACCAUUCUGGCUUGUGCUCCGCUGUACUCCUGGAGAACUAAAAAUGACGUCCCCCACUCCGACGUUACAGGAACCUGCUAUCUCUCGGUGCAGAACUUCACCAAAUUUGUGGAGUAUGCACCCUGUCGGACAGAAAUCAGCGACCGAGGAGGUCAGGGCUACUGCCAGGGAGGAUUCAGUGCUGACUUCACCAAGGAUGGUAAAGUGGUGUUGGGAGGGCCGGGCAGCUACUUCUGGCAAGGGCAGUUAAUCUCUGCAGCAAAGGAAGACAUUGUCAAAGCAUACUACCCGGGCUAUUUUAUGCAGGCUGUCGAGGGCCAGAUCCAGACCAAACAGGCUCAGGUUGCCCAUGACGACAGCUACCAAGGCUACUCGGUUGCUGUUGGAGAAUUCAGUGGAGAUGAAGUGGAAGAUUUUGUCGCCGGAGUUCCGAAGGAAAAUAUGCUUUAUGGUUUGGUGUCCAUUUUGAACGGUGCAGAUCUUACGAUCAUGAAGAGCUACAGCGGUGAGCAGAUGGGCUCAUAUUUCGGCUAUGCACUGGCGACGACUGACAUCAACAACGAUGGGAUGACGGACCUGCUGGUGGGAGCUCCCAUGCUGAUGGUGAAAGGCUCCGACGGUCACCUGGAGGAGAUGGGUCGGGUUUAUGUUUACCUGCAGCGCGGGCCCCUGGACCUGGAGCUGCUCCUGCCUCACCUGACCGGCACGCAGGCGUACGGGAGAUUUGGCAGCACGGUUGCACCUCUGGGAGAUCUGAACCAGGAUGGGUUCAAUGAUGUGGCUGUGAGCUGUCCGUUCGGGGGGGAGGACCGGCAGGGACUGGUCUACAUUUAUAACGGAUACUCGGAAGGCCUGAGGGAAAAGCCGUCUCAGGUGAUCGCGGGCCAGUGGGCGGCCGGGGCCUUCCCUGCCAGCUUCGGGUUCGCCCUCAGAGGAGCCAAGGACCUGGACAUGAACGGAUACCCAGAUCUCAUCGUUGGAGCCUUCGGGGUUAAUAAGGCGGUUCUCUAUAGGUCCCGCCCCAUCGUCAACGCCAGUGGUUCUCUAAUAGUUUCCCCCACCAUGAUCAACCCUGAAGAGAAAAACUGCGAGGUCACCGAUGGAAACUCCAGGCUUCUCGUUUCCUGCGUUAACCUGAGUUUCUGCAUAUUUGCUGAGGGGAAGCACCUACCAGACAACCUAGAUUUCCAGGUGGAGGUGCAGCUCGACAGUCAAAAGCACAAGCAGAAAGGUGCGGUGAAGAGAGCUCUGUUCGAGGAUUCCCAGCAGCCUUUGCUGCAGAAGAGCGUGCGGGUGCGCCACGGAGAACGCGUGUGCAACCACACGAAGAUCUACCUAAGAGAUGAAAAAGACUUCAGGGAUAAACUCUCCCCCAUCUUGGUGUCCUUGAACUUCAGCUUGGACCCACAUGCUGCAGCAGACUCCCAUGGCCUGCAGCCCAUCCUUAACUACCAGACCGCCAACGUUAUCGUGCAGAAGGCUCAGAUUCUCUUGGACUGUGGAGAAGACAACAUCUGUGUUCCUGACUUGAAGCUGGCAGUUCAUAGCAACAGGAAGGAAGUCUACCUCGGCGAUGAAAACGCGCUGACCUUGACUUUCAACGCCAGGAACGAGGGCGAGGGGGGGGCGUACGAGGCGGAGCUGCACGUGGUGCUGCCCUCUGAAGCUGACUACAGCGGGAUCGCCCGCAACAACGAGAGCUUCACCCAGCUGACCUGCAGCUACGAGACGGAGAACCAGACGCGCUACCUCAGCUGUGAUCUGGGAAACCCGAUGAAAGCUGGCACUGAUCUUCUGGCAGGCCUGCGCUUCACGGUGCCGAGGCUAAAGGACACACACAAGACGGUGCAGUUCGAGUUCCAGAUUCGCAGUAAAAAUGAGAACAAUUCCCACAGCGAAGUUGUGCCCUAUAAGCUUGAGGUGGUUGUCCAAGCUGACGUCAUUUUACAGGGCGUAUCGCGACCCGAUAAGGUCUUCUUUCCACCCGCCAACUGGAAGGUUCCCAAAAACUACGAGGCUGAGCAGGAUGUUGGGCCUGCGAUGGAGCACAUUUAUGAGCUGGUGAACAAUGGCCCCAGUCAGAUCAGCCACACCUUCCUGGAGCUGCGCUGUCCUCUCCGAGCCCCGGCGCACACCCUCCUCUACCCCCUGGAGUUCUCCACCGAAGGCCCCAUCAACUGCACUGCCAACCUAACCAUGAACCACCUCAAUCUCAAACUCCAGCGCCCGUCCACUGAAUCUCCGAUCCUGGCUCUGAAGGCCCCUGAGCACCACGUCGUGAGGAGGGACGUCCACAAGGAGCAGUUCGCUCAUCUGACUAACCUGUCUUGCUCCAACGUGGAGUGCUGGACACUCCAGUGCAACGUGGGUCUGCUGGGGAAAGGAACCACCGCCAUCCUCAAAGUGCGCUCCCGCAUCUGGGCCCAGACUUUCACCGAGAAACCUUACAAGAACCAUGUCCUGGAGUGCCUGGCCAGAUACAAUGUCAAGAAGAUGCCAUACGCAAUCCUGCCCAAAGUCUAUCCCAGUGGACAGAAAAAGGUCGUGACCCCGGUGGUGUGGAACAAGCCGGACAUCGAGAACUCGGUCCCACUGUGGAUCAUCAUCCUAGCUAUUCUGGCCGGUUUACUGCUCCUGGCUCUCCUCAUCUACGUCCUUUACAGGUUCGGCUUUUUCAAGCGAUCUGUACCUUACGGCACGGCCAUGGAGAAAGCACAACUGAAACCACAGGCUGCGUCUGAGGCCUAGCGGCCACCGGAGCCACCGGAGCCCCCGGAGCCACCGGAGCCACCGGAGCCCCCGGAGCCACCGGAGCCACCGGAGCCACCGGAGCCCCCGGAGCCCCCGGAGCCACCGGAGCCCCCGGAGCCACCGGAGCCCCCGGAACCACAAUCUCUGGCCAUAUGAUUGCAAUCCAGGAACGCGAUGGAACAUUUGAGUGGGUCAAAAAGCAGGUGAAGAGAGACUACUGGAACUCCACUGUGCUGCACUAAAGGAAGACAGAAACGCAAAGAUCUCUAAGCCAAAUGAAUGUUGUUGUUUUGUUUUUUUUUUGUUGUAUUCCUUAAGUUAUGUCUUUGUUUUAUAUCAGGUUGGGAUUGUUGUUUAAUAGAACUCAUUUCUGUGCCAAAAGGCUAAAAUUAGACUAAAAAAAGAAAAAAAAAAGACUGCAAACUGUGCAAAGGCUCCCGUCAGCCUGUGCUUUGCAGCAACACGUUGGGUUUACUUUUGUGGAUAUUGUGAUAAAGAGCUCUAUUUUACCCAUUUAACUGCCUUAUAUUGGUGCUAAUAACCGUAAUACGUUCGCUGCCUCUGACAGGAUUCAGCCUCGUGCUGCUCGUGGCCUCUGGGAGCUGGGAAAUGUGUUAACUGAUGAGGCCUGAAAGUAUUCCUCGCAUAGCUCCCAAAUGCAAAAUAUUGAUGAAGAAUUAUCAGGGGAAACAUUAGCUGGCUCAAGGCAAAAUCCCACACAGAGAUGUGUGUUAGCCAAGUACGCUCAACAAGCUCAGCUUUGAUUGCAAUAAGGAUUCCUUCCCCCCAGAAUUGAACCCCCAUUAGGUGUUUUUCCCCCCGAUCCUGGACCGGUGCGAGCUGGGACAGACCUCGCCGCCCCUCAGCCCUGAGCAGAAAGAGCGGGUAGUGAAAAUGCAUAAAUGGAUGUUUCUCAGCUGAAAAAUAAUCACUUUCUGCCUCAGGUUGGGUGGACAGUGUUUUUUUGCACUCAAAGGAAAUCUACUGAUUUUAUUCCAAAUACGCCAAAGACUGACUGACUGACUGACCUUUCCUUUGAGUUCUGAAUUUAACUCCUACUGAUGACUUUAAGUCCUGUAUGCUUGUUGCUCAGAGUUCCCGAUGCUGACGUCGCGAGUGUAGUUGUGUUAAUCGACUGGGAUGGGACUGGAACCACCACAGACCUUGUGAAACCUCAUAAAAGGCCCGAAGCAUCGCGGCGCUUCUGCGAAGAGCACCGAUCUCCUCAGAAAAUACUCCCAUGUGUUUCCUCCUGCUCAGGUUUGAGCUCAUUUCAAACGGAGACGCAGACGGGAGAGCAGGUGACAUAUUGGGGGGCUGGGGGCGGACAGAGAUUUAGCUGCCGUGACAAUCAGCAACGAUGUAGCCUCGACACGCGGCUGAAGACCUGACGGAUCCGUGUCCGGCUCACAGCGCCUGUUGCCGAGUGAAAUACUGUAUUUUUUGAUUGUCUCUUGAGUGAAAUGAGCAAGGAGUGUCUUGACGUUCGCCAACAACUAAAACGGCUACAGGGACUGAACAGUAAAAUGGUUUGUGUUGGUUUCUUUUCUCAUGUACAUUGAUUUGAUGUGCCUUACAUGUAAAUACUUAAUGUCAGAGGGGUAGAAUCAAGGUUGUGUGUGCGUGCACGGCCGCAUGUGUCACUUCAUGCGUUACGUGCAUUUGUGUGAAUGUUAUAUUUAAGGAAGUUUUUUUUAGUGCGUGUGUGGUUUUUUACCUUUCCCAUUGCCUAGUCCUUUGUAGCCUGAGAUAACUGAGGUGAACCCGUUCCACAUUGCUAUAGAACACGAUUGCAGAAAUACCUCGAACAAAGGGAUAAAAGCUAGGCACUGGGAACUACACAUUGUUUGGAAGUGCAAUAUUUACAUCACUCUUUGUAAUAUAACAGUGAUUACUUUUGUUUUUUCUGUUUUGUUUGUGAUCUUGAUAAACCAAGACGUUGUGCGCCAAAGUAUGUGAUGAGCAUGUGGUGAGCGUGUGGACGUAAGCCUUUGUGGGUUUCUGGCUGUUCCGUCCACUUGCUUUGUCACCUCUUAUCACUUGAGUGAAACAUUCUUGUUUUUUUUUUUGUUUUUUUAAAGGAUUUUUUUUCCACUUCAGAUGUACUCACCUCUUCACUGGACUUUUUAUGAAUUACCUUCAUUAUUUCACCGUCUUUUGUGGACUGACAGAAACACAAAGACCAUGCCUGGAUUGAUUUAUAUGUUCUGCAGCUGCAGCCGUCCAAACACAGUCACUGCAAUAAUUAUAUCUUAAACCAUUUUCUUUUUUGCUUCAUUACACUUUUUUUUUUUUUUUUAAUGCAUCUCCUCUCAUUGGAGAUUGAUUCACAUUUGUGUGCUCCACAAAAUUCCCGUUUGGUUAUCCACUUAAAUGCUUCAUCACACACUCUGUCUAAAUAUAAACAUUUCCUCACUGAACAUUUCAACCCAUUAUUUAUAAUGAUGGGCUCAUUUUACUUCUUCCAUGGUUGCAUCAGGAGAAGGCACUGGUCUUUUUCUUUUUUUUUUUCUUCCCCUUUUUGUUUUAACGUGUUUUAACUUUCACUCUCCACAACUUUCAAAAAGAUGUUGUACAUAUUUAUGACGAGGAGAGAACUUUGAAAUUCAACUGAUAACUGAUUUGUUGUGAAAUUUCUCACCCCAUAUUGGGGGGACCUUUUGUUCCGGGUUGGAGGUGACGCUUUGAACGUCAGUUUUUUGCCUGUUACAGUUUCUACUUUUAAUAAAAUAUUUCCCUUUUUACA